Molecule: messenger RNA, 2516 nt
Organism: Cynara cardunculus var. scolymus (artichoke)
Lineage: Eukaryota; Viridiplantae; Streptophyta; Magnoliopsida; Asterales; Asteraceae
Product: putative clathrin assembly protein At2g25430
Exons: 2
Coding region: 371-2281 (636 amino acids)
Biological process (GO): clathrin-dependent endocytosis; vesicle budding from membrane; clathrin coat assembly
Cellular component (GO): clathrin-coated vesicle; clathrin-coated pit
Molecular function (GO): phosphatidylinositol-4,5-bisphosphate binding; clathrin heavy chain binding; 1-phosphatidylinositol binding
Source: RefSeq, a predicted model, not a curated record
CUCCCGAUUUUCUCUCUCACACACAACACACACUGAAUCCACUUUCUCUCUCUGGAUCUCACCGAUUCAACCAACCCGAACUCCCCCCACCUGUAAGUUCCCUUCCUUCCUCCCUUUCUUUUUUCUUUGCAGAAAAUCCAGCUAAGGAAGAGAGAGAGAGACAGGGAGAAAAAUCCGGCGAAGCAUAUACAGGAUACACCCCAGAUGUGUCUGCGUCAACUUCAGAUCUAAUCGUUUCUCUAUCCAAGUCAACAGAUCUGUUCAUCCACUUUCCCUAUCACCUCUACUAAUCUUCUGGUAUUUCUGCUGCAGAUAUAAACGAUCUGGUUUUGUUUUUUAGGGUUUUUGCUGAAGACGAAGAAACAGAACAAUGGCGCCGACAACCUUUCGGAAGGCUAUUGGAGCGGUGAAGGAUCAAACAAGCAUUGGAAUCGCGAAGGUGGCUAGCAAUAUGGCACCGGAGCUAGAAGUUGCCAUAGUGAAAGCCACUAGUCACGAUGAUGAUCCUGCCGGUGAGAAGUACAUACGAGAGAUCCUGCAGCUCACAUCAUACUCACGAGGCUACGUGAGUGCCUGCGUUCAUGCUGUAUCUAAAAGGUUGAGCAAGACUCGUGAUUGGAUCGUUGCCCUGAAGUGCUUAGUUCUCAUCCACCGGCUGUUGAAUGAUGGUGACUCGGUUUUCCAGCAGGAAAUCAUGUAUGCUACUAGGAGAGGAACUAGGUUGCUUAACAUGUCGGACUUUCGUGAUGAGGCACACUCGAAUUCAUGGGAUCACUCCACUUUUGUGAGGACUUAUGGGUUUUACUUGGAUCAGAGGCUGGAUUUGAUUGCCUAUGAGAGGAAACAAAGCGGCGCCGGCAGUGGAGACCCCGAGAAGUCCAGGGAAGAACGGUGGAAAUCGCCACCAAAUCGUGGAUAUGAUUAUGAUUACAACGAGUUUCGUGAUGAACCUGGUUAUGGAAAUAUGAGGAAGUCAAGAUCUUCUGGGGAUGUGAGAGAGGGAUCUGGUGGAUCAUCUCAGGAGAAGAAAGAUGCGACUCCAUUGAGGGAUAUGAAACCUGAGAGGAUUUUUGGGAAGAUGGGGCAUUUACAGAGGCUGUUGGACCGAGUAUUGUCAUGCCGACCUACUGGUCUGGCAAGGAACAGCAGGAUGGUGUUGGUUGCCCUAUACCCUGUUGUGCAAGAGAGUUUCAAGCUUUACGCUGAUAUAUGUGAAGUUUUAGCCAUCUUGCUUGAUCGAUUCUUCGAUAUGGAACAUCAUGAUUGUGUGAAGGCAUUUGAUGCUUAUGCUGGUGCCGCAAAACAGAUUGAUGAGCUGGUAGGUUUCUAUAAUUGGUGCAAGGAUAUGGGUGUUGCAAGAUCAUCAGAGUAUCCAGAAGUUCAGAGGAUAACUGGAAAAUUGCUAGAGACACUGGAAGAAUUUGUGAGAGAUAGAGCAAAAGCUAUGAAAAGCCCAGAGAAGAAACCUGAGGUUGUGGAACAAGUUAAAGAGGAAGAGCCAGUUCCCGAUAUGAAUGAAAUAAAGGCUUUGCCAGCACCAGAGACUUGUGCUCCCCCACCGCCUCCUGAGGUUGAGCCCCCUAAGCCUAAACCGCAACACACUGGUGAUUUAGUGGACCUAAGAGAGGAGGCAAUGACAGCUGAUGAUCAAGGAAAUAGAUUUGCUUUGGCCUUAUUUGCUGGUCCAGCAGCAAACAAGGGGAAUGGAAACUGGGAAGCAUUUGGAUCCAAUGGGGAGGCUGAAGUGAUCUCUGCCUGGCAGAAUCCAGCUGCAGAAACUGGAAAAGCCGAUUGGGAACUUGCAUUGGUGGAAACCGCCAGUAAUCUAGAGAAACAGAAGGCGGCAAUGGGUGGUGGGCUUGACCCUUUAUUGCUAAACGGAAUGUAUGACCAAGGAAUGGUGAGGCAACAUGUGAACACCAGUCAGUUAACCGGAGGCAGUGCUAGCAGCGUGGCAUUGCCAGGGAAGACAGCUACGCCUGUUUUGGCACUCCCGGCUCCUGAUGGGUCUGUUCAAACGGUUGGGGGAGAUCCGUUUGCAGCAUCUUUGAGUGUCCCUCCACCGGCUUACGUCCAAAUGGCAGAUAUAGAGAAGAAACAGCAUUUGCUUGUGCAAGAACAAAUGGUUUGGCAACAGUAUGCUAGGGAUGGAAUGCAAGGUCAAGUUAGUCUGGCAAAGAUCAAUAGCGGUGGAUAUGUGGCUCCAGGACAACCACCCAUGAUGCCUUACGGGGUUCCACCUGUAAACGGAGCCGGGUACUACUAUCCUACUCCUUACUAAUAAUACAUGUUUGCUCUGUAUUUGUUCUUUAAUCUUUUGUGUUACAUAUCUUGUACUUGUCCAAUUGAUUCCUGCAUGUUUGCAUUUCCACUCUAUUGAGAUUUGUUGGCAUUUUUGUUCUUAUACUAUGUCCCUGUUAGAACACAUGAGUAACUAUAUCAUUCAAUAUGACAAUGUAAUCUGUAAUUAUUUGCUAUUAAAGGCAAUCUGCUACCUGUUGUUUCUUUUCUCAUGA